AUGUACACUACACAGGUGUGCGAAUUUAACAACAGAAGAAUGAUUGCGGCGUUAUUGUCACUGAUUUUAUUCGUCACUUCGGCAGAUGCCCUGCAGUGUUAUAACUGUCGAGGAAUAACAAAUUAUGAUGUAAAUUCUUGUUUCAACCCAACGCCACAAUCAACAUACAUUCAGGAAUGUGCCAAGAAUGAAGUUUGUGAAAAAAGGGUGACCCAGGUGGACCGGUUGCAAGAUGUCAUCGAUCGAGGAUGCUCCCCGAAUUGCAAGGCAGCUCAGUUCGUGUGGACAGACGAAUUUCAAGUUUAUUGUUGCAACGACAAGUCAAUGUGCAAUGGCGCGUCAACAAAUUAUUAUUACAGCACUAACAAACUCGCAUCAUUAAUUGUCGUGUCUCUAUUAUGCUCUUUCGUACACCGUUUGUAUGGCAGGAUUAUAUGAGGAGCGCCAGCCAGCUAGCUCACUCACACAUACAUAUAUUUAUUCUGUUGAAUUCGGUCGAAGUUAUCAGAUUGUGUCGUUUAAAAAUGAAAUGAACAACCUUAUAACUUCCAUCGAAUUCAACAAAAUAUGUAUAAGGGCAAAUAUUCUGACCAAAUUUACUGAUAUUUAUAUUUAUGUAUAUAUAUUUUUACUGUUUCUACACACACACGCACACACACACACACACACACACACACACACAUAUAUAUAUAUAUAUAUAUUCCUCCAACUAAGUGUGCAUAUACCUAUAUAUGAAUUCAUACGCAUUCACACAUAUUUUCAUUACACGUAUAAUACAGAACAAUUUCAAAUUAUUUCAAAUUAAUGACUUUUACCAUAUGAAAAUGAAUCAAACUGUUCUUAUUCACACGUGAUUCAAAUAGCAUAAACAACAUUAAAAAUCAUCGACUACCGUGCUUCAAUAAAUCCAAUUUUCGUAUGAAGUAAUCUACAUUAGAGAUGCCAGGAUUCUGUUGUAACAAUAAAUCAAUUUCUCUUCCCAUACCUACACGACAACUUAGUAUCUUUUUUUUCAAAAUUUCUGUCACCGGGUCUGGCCUUUUAAUGAAUGGUAUCUUGAUGUUAGGAAUUGUUUGACCGCGAUGUUCACCGGCGUUGCAAGGAUAUCUGGAAUAAAAUUGUUGCGUUUGCGAUGGAGGGGGCCUGCCUAGAAAACAUCCACCUUGUUGACGCUGAUGUUGAUGGCUGCUAGGCGGAUAUCGCCAUGUCAAGUUGUGAUUGUUGCUAUUUACAAAUCCCGAAGCUGAGUUUGAGCGGUGUGGAUGAUGUGUGGAAUUUACCGAACCAUUUCUGAAUUGUUAAUAACAAUAAAAACAUACACAUCUGAAUUUUUAAUAGCAUUAAAAACGUACAUUUGACUAAAUUUUUUUUCAUU
Helobdella robusta is the source of this 1375-nucleotide messenger RNA. RefSeq lists its product as hypothetical. Bases 1 to 438 code for a protein of 145 amino acids. The record is from RefSeq and is a predicted model, not a curated record. The transcript has 3 exons. NCBI's taxonomy places the organism in Eukaryota, Metazoa, Annelida, Clitellata, Rhynchobdellida, Glossiphoniidae.